Strongylus vulgaris is the source of this 897-nucleotide messenger RNA. Lineage: Eukaryota; Metazoa; Nematoda; Chromadorea; Rhabditida; Strongylidae. The record is from the annotation of a GenBank genome assembly.
AUGGCACCUACUACAGUACGGGUAUCCGCUGCAGCUGCGGUUUCUACUAAAUCCAAACCAGACAAUGUUGUUGUUACUGAUCUUUUGGAUUUCUCCUCUCCAGCUAGUCCAUCGAACCAGGCUAAUGGUGACCAUUCUUUGGUUGGAGAUCUGUCGUCUUUGUCUAUUACGAAUGAUCAGAAUAUUCCCGCGAGCAAGUCGUCAGACCUUGACGAUAUGUUUGGCUCAUUCACAUCCGCUCCUGUAAUUGAGACCGUUUCUACUAGUACAGCAGCGGAUCAGCCUUCUCCUACUGGGUCCAACAAACAACCUAUAUCUACCUCACAAGCUAGUGGUGACCUCAUGUCGCUGUCUUCUGGUGGAAUGAAUGGAGAAAAGAAGUCCACGGCUGAUAUUUUAUCACUCUUUGGUGACCAGACAAAGAAUCCUGUCCAUCCCAUUAUGCCUGUUGGAGGUUUUGCAGCUUUUGGCCUACAAGCAGCGCCUCCACAACCUCAGCAUCAACAGCAGACCUCAACUGCAGAUUUGCUGGGAGCCCCUACCACAGGAACAACGAUAGGGACAAUACCUAUGGCAGUUCCUGCUAUGAAUACUGCGCCAAUGGUAGCUCCAGCCAUGAUUAAUGUGCCCAUGGGAGCGCAGAUGGGCUUACCACCAAUGACUUUGGGUGGACCGCCCAUGCCCGGAAUGACGUUUCCACCUAUGCAGCCAUUCGGAUUUCCGAAUCCAUUUGAGCAAAACGCAGCGAUGGGGCUUCAAGGUUUGCAAAUGGGAAUGGUUGGGACGUCAGCACCAGCUAUAACUACUACUCCAACUGCGCAACCACAAUCACCAACUGCGCAGUCGGCAUACUCAUCUCGAGCUAACAAUGCAUUUGCUGAUCUUUCUAUUGGAAAA